This is a messenger RNA of Necator americanus (New World hookworm), 2991 nucleotides long. RefSeq lists its product as uncharacterized. Gene Ontology annotation, molecular function: ATP hydrolysis activity; ATP binding; single-stranded DNA helicase activity. The transcript has 27 exons. The record is from RefSeq and is a predicted model, not a curated record. Gene Ontology annotation, biological process: DNA replication; DNA strand elongation involved in DNA replication; mitotic DNA replication initiation. The coding region runs from base 1 to 2991 and encodes 996 amino acids. NCBI's taxonomy places the organism in Eukaryota, Metazoa, Nematoda, Chromadorea, Rhabditida, Ancylostomatidae. Gene Ontology annotation, cellular component: nucleus; mitochondrion; MCM complex.
AUGUCGAGCACCGGCCGUCGAACUCCGUCAAGACGUUUGGCCUCCAGACAAGGCGAUGCUCCGUCGAUAAGAUCGGAAACAUCAAGUUCGCGCAACAGAUCGCCCGAUCUUCGCUCACUUCCACCAAGUGAAGCGCCAAUGCCCAGUGAAUCUACUUCACCGGUUGCCUCCGUUCGAAGUGGUGUCUCUUCGCUUCGUUAUGGCUCUGAGUUGGGCAUGUCGUCCCAGGGGUCGACGGCACUGUCGUCACGUCGUGGGCAUGCUCGUGCUGAACUUGGAACAGCCCCAAGUCACCAUAGAACAGUCCGUAUCGAAGGAUUUGAGGAUGAUCUGGCUGAUGACAACAACCAACCUCGUAUGUACAUCUGGGGAACAAGAAUUUGCGUUGUAGAUGUGCAAAGAGCUUUCCGUGGUUUCAUAACCGAGUUCAAGGUGUCAGCACUAGAUGAAGACGAGAAUAUGUUAAUGCUUCCUUCAACGCGCCAAGCUGUGGACACUACUAUUCCCUAUUACAUGGAACGCCUUUUCGAGAUAGACCAGACGGAUUCCUCUUUUCUGAAUCUGAAUCUUGCUCAUGUGAAAAGCUAUUCUGAACCUCUCUAUAGGAAGAUCGUUGCUUAUCCAGCGGAUGUAAUCCCAUAUCUCGACAUGACAGUGAAUGAAAUCUACCAGGAGAAGUACAAUCGUACAUUAGCUACACCCAUUGAAUUGCGUCCUUUCAAUGCCGAUAAGACGAGAAACAUGCGCAGCUUGAAUCCAUGUGAUAUUGAUCAACUGAUUACUAUUACUGGAAUGGUUACACGUACAUCGUCCUUGAUCCCUGAAAUGCGUAUGGGAUUCUUUCAAUGUUCGGUUUGCAAAUUUUGCGUUGAAAGCGAAGUGGAUCGUGGAAGGAUUGAGGAACCAACUGUUUGUACGAACUGCUCAAAUACUAUGUGCUUCCAGUUGUUGCACAAUAGAUCGAUAUUCCUUGACAAGCAGAUCAUGAAACUACAGGAGUCACCUGAUGACAUGCCAUCUGGGCAGACUCCGCACACAGUUACUGUCUUUGUUCAUGGUAGUUUGGUAGAGUCAGUGCAACCAGGAGAUCGUGUCACUCUUACUGGAAUAUUCCGUGUACAAGCGACUAAGGUGAAUCCUCGUCAUAGAAAUUUGAUGGCUGUCUACCGGACCAACAUCGAUGCACUUCAUUUCAGAAAAACGGACUCUUCACGACUUCAUCAAGAUAACGGCGAAUCAUUAACAGAUGAACGUAUCCAACAAAUUCGCAAUCUGUCCAAACGUGCAGAUAUCAUGGAUGCUCUCAGCCACGCUAUUGCUCCAUCUAUUUAUGAGCACAACGAUGUCAAGAAGGGCAUUCUUUGUUUGUUGUUUGGAGGGACUACUAAGGAUGAUGAAACCACUCACAAAACUAAACUGAGGAGUGAGAUUAACAUUCUUCUUUGCGGUGAUCCAGGAACUUCAAAAUCCCAACUUCUGCAAUAUGUUUACCGCUUGCUUCCUAGAAGUCAGUACACCAGUGGAAAAGGCUCCUCUGCAGUAGGACUGACGGCGUCAGUCUCACGUGAUGCUGACACACGGCAGUUGGUACUGCAGACUGGUGCACUUGUGCUGGCUGAUAAUGGAGUUUGCUGUAUUGACGAAUUUGAUAAGAUGAACGAGUCGGCAAGAAGUGUCCUGCAUGAAGUAAUGGAGCAGCAGACUAUGUCGAUCGCGAAGGCGGGUAUCAUUUGCCAGCUGAAUGCACGUGCUUCAAUCCUUGCUGCGGCAAACCCAGUAGAUUCUAAAUGGAACAAAGAUAAGACAAUUGUAGACAACAUUCAGCUCCCCCACACACUUUUAUCCAGAUUCGACUUGAUUUUCUUAAUGGUGGAUCCUCAAGAUGACGCUUACGACAGACGUCUGGCAAACCAUUUGGUAUCGCUAUACUACAAAGAUACCUCUGAAACGCAAGCUGAAAAGCUGGAUAUGGCACUGCUGAGAGACUACAUUGCUUACGCCAAGGCUAACAUCUACCCAAAAUUGACCGAUGAGUCGUCGCAAUUCAUUAUCGAUAAAUACUUGUUUAUGAGAAAGGCUGGAGCUCAGCACGGCCAGAUAUCGGCCUACCCACGACAGCUCGAAUCGCUUAUUCGCUUGUCAGAAGCUCAUGCAAAGAUACGCCUUGCAGAUGCGGUGACGAUCAAUGAUGUUGAAGCGGCAUACAAUCUAUAUCGUGAAGCACUGAAGCAGUCGGCAGUUGAUCCAGUUACUGGUAAAGUGGAUGUUAACAUUUUGGCAGCUGGCAUGAGCGCUACAAGUAGGAAGAUUGUUCAGCAGGUUGCUGACGCUAUUGCUGAGCAUUUGGACAGCACUAAAGGUGUGAACAUUUCGGCGAAGAAUCUCUUCAUGGCUCUUAGACAGGCUGAUAAGACAUUGAAUCGCGAUAUUUUCGAUGAGGCUCUGAAUGAGCUAGCCAAGAAGGAGGUGAUUGUAAGAACAGGAGAACGGAUUCGUUACUUGACAGAAACUCGAUUUCUCAGUGCCGUCGCUGCAGUAUUCAGUUCGCAGUUACCUUUGCGAAUUGAAAGUCAAGAUUCUUGUUGUUGUUUUUCUUGGCAGAGUUUGAUGUCCAGUCAACCAAUAGACGUUGACUGCACAGACCUUGCUGCUUUUAUGACAAGGUUAAAUGCGCUGAGGAAGGCUGAUGACUCUGUAAUAAUAGAACUAAAUGACGCCUUACCUACUCAGUCAUUUCAUCCAGUGAAUAGCCAUGCUACCUGCAAAAGUGUCGGCGAACGACUUAGUGAACUGCAGAAGGAACGCUUUGCAUUGAUCACUAAGUGUUUAGAAGAGAAUGAACGGCGGGGAAAGACUGUGCCUGAGGGGACGUUGGAAGCAAAGAUAGUACGCAACACAAUUCGGCAAAUUCGCGCAGAAUUUGAGGUCGAAGAAAUCAUUGGUGCCAGAACUCGCAAAGCAGUCGAUGAACGUUGCGGAAAGAUCUUCUGA